AUGGAGUACAUCGAGCAUGAAACCAAUCUGGGCGCCGCUCUGAAUUUGCCAGAGUUCAACAGAUUCGAAAAGCUGUACGGCCAAAAGCCGACAUCCUCCUUGAAUUAUCUAGAAGACCCCCUCCCGAGAAUUGGGUAUAUCACUGAGACCCAAGAAGACACGUUUAAUGUCGCGGCACAACCUCUUCUUACCUUGCCUAUGAACGAACUCAUUCGUCUUGCACCCUCCCCGCUCAAGGAGUCAAGGCUCCCACAACCAACUUUCUCAACGCUCAUUGAUCUCGUCCUACAUUUCCACCCUCGCAGACCUCUACAAAGCUCACCUCCUAUACUCGCCUACGAGCGCUCCCUCGCCUCAUCCGCCUCCGAUACUGGUCUCUUCAGGAUCUGGUGCAACGACUUACGCCCUGCCCUACCAACGUUCUACUCAAUGCAAGCCUGCAAAUCAUCGACGUCGUCGACUGGGAGUUUACCUAUGCGCCCCCUGUUGAGUGGUUUGGACGCCUGGAGUCGAGAGUAUAAGGAACGGGUUACUACCUUUUUGAAGGCCAUGCGGGAGCGGGAGGAUAAGAGUAUCAAGCCCGGCACAUUGACGGAUGACCAGAAAUUGACGGGUCGUAUGCGGGACAGUUGGGAGAGGGGCGAUUUUUGGAUCGAGAGCUUUACCUUUGAUGCUCUAUAUUGGACCAGAGGCAUUUUCAGAGUUUAG
Molecule: messenger RNA, 708 nt
Organism: Amorphotheca resinae ATCC 22711
Lineage: Eukaryota; Fungi; Ascomycota; Leotiomycetes; Helotiales; Amorphothecaceae
Exons: 3
Coding region: 1-708 (235 amino acids)
Source: RefSeq, a predicted model, not a curated record